CCUACUUUCGUUUCAUCAAUUAUUUUACUUUCAUAACGACCAUUGCUUUGCUCGUCACGUGCUGAGAGAGUAGAACUGCAGAAAUGUGAAAUAUGCAGACAGAGGAGAGAGGAAGAGAGAGAAAGACUGACACAAACUUCCAGUAGAGGCCCGCAAUACCAUGUAGUAGUACAUCUCCGUAAACCACACGCUUACAUCUCCCAAUCCAUCGGCGCCGGAGGUGGUGGUGAUGAAAAAGAAGCACCUGGUGGUAAUUAUCGAUAAUUAAGUCUGUGAUUUCUUUCUUCGAUACUCAUUCUUCUUCUUCAGAGAGAAAAAGAUGGAGAAGAAGAAGCGAUUGGUAAAAAUAUGGGAUGUGAAACAUAUGUUCGAAAGCAGUCUCAUUAUCUUUUUCAUAAUAGGAGCAUUGACUACCACCGCCGUUUAUUAUGUCAACACCGACGAACAAUACACCAGUACUCCGGCGAGUCCGGCCACCGUAGCUCACAGUCCUAGUGUUUAUGAUUCUUUAGAAGGGUGUGAUUUGUUCUCCGGCAAAUGGGUUCAUGACAACGAUACUUAUCCUCUAUACAAAGAACAAGAAUGCCCCUAUAUUCCUGGUGAGUUUGCUUGUGGACAAUAUGGAAGAAUGGACUCCAAGUAUCAACAAUGGAGAUGGCAACCCCAUGAUUGCAGCCUUCCAAGAUUUGAUGCCAAACAAGUUCUUGAGAAGCUAAGGGGUAAAAGAAUAAUGUUUGUCGGAGAUUCAGUGAAUAGGAACCAAUGGGUGUCGAUUGUUUGUAUGCUUCAAGCUGUCAUUCCUCCUGGGAGGAAGAAGAUGCACAAGAUCCAGGAAGUUAAACAAGUUCAGGAUGUCUCUUUGCUCACCUUCAAAGCUUUUGAUUAUGACGUUUCGAUUGACUUCUAUUGGGCUCCAUUGUUGGUUGAAUCUAAUGCGGAUCACCCAACAAAACAUAAAAGAACUGAUCGCAUAGUUCAUAUCCACUCUAUAGAGAAACAUGCAAAAAAUUGGGUUAAUGCAGAUGUGUUAGUUUUUAACUCAUAUCUUUGGUGGGGGACACCUACACUAAAAAUCUUGUAUGAUUCACUUGAAGAUUCUACAAAAUACAACGUAGUCACCAACCAUCGUGCCUAUAGAAUGGUUCUAAGAAUAUGGUCAAAAUGGGUUCGUACUCAUAUCAACCAUGCAAGGACUCAAUCCUACUUCAUGAGUAUGACUGCAACACACCACAAGGGCAUAGAUUGGGGCAUGCAAGACAAUGAAAAUUGUUUAAAUGAGACAGAGCCAGUAACAAAAGAACACUUUUGGGAAAGUGGUUCUGAUUUAAAAAUGAUGAAAACAUUAGAGUUGACAUUAAAUAAUUUAAAAGAAAGAGGGGUUGAUGUGAAAAUGAUGAAUAUAACACAACUAACACAAUAUAGGAAAGAUGGGCAUCCAUCUAUUCAUAGGUUGUUCUAUUCUACUUUGAAAGCAAAACAACUAUCUAAUCCUUCACGUUAUGCUGAUUGUACACAUUGGUGCCUUCCAGGUGUCCCAGAUAUUUGGAAUGAGCUACUCUUAGCUUAUAUUCUUCGAGGACUAAAAUAAAAUUUCUUUCGUUGGACAAAUUCGUAUAUAUAGUGAUAUGUAAACUUCAAGUAGAUUAAUUUGUUAUUGUGGUUUAUUGUGAAACAUGAACCUUAUAAAUAUAUAGUCAUCCUAAUUGGAAUGUGCUUGUUUAUGUUGCGGCUUAAUUAAAAU
Messenger RNA from Lactuca sativa (garden lettuce), 1741 nucleotides. Its product is annotated as protein trichome birefringence-like 34. Gene Ontology annotation, cellular component: Golgi apparatus. NCBI's taxonomy places the organism in Eukaryota, Viridiplantae, Streptophyta, Magnoliopsida, Asterales, Asteraceae. The record is from RefSeq and is a predicted model, not a curated record. Gene Ontology annotation, molecular function: O-acetyltransferase activity.